GAAGAAUGGUGCAGGAUUCUGAAUGCAGAAAAACAAGGUUUAAGGGUGCACAAGAGCUGAAAGGUCUUGUUUCUUUUGAUGUUAAAUACAAGAGCAAUGGGAAUAGGUACAAGGGGAGAAGUAUCAUCCCUGUUUCUUAAUGCAGUUCAAACUAGUAACAUGGAAUGUUAGGGGAUUAAACAAUAGGGACAAAAGGAGACUGGUGAGCAGUUUAGUUUUUGACUGGAGAGCAGAUAUCAUCUGUUUUCAGGAAACUAAAAUUGAGGGUGACAUUACAGAACUGGUGAAACAAAUCUGGGGGGGAAGAUGGAUUAAUUUUGCUUGUUUGGAAGCUAGUGGAACAAGAUGGGGGAUUCUGUUGAUGUGGGAUAAAAGAGUAUGGAGGGGGGAUGUUCUUGAAAUAGGUGCUUACACUCUAACCUGCAAGUUUGAAGCACAAUUACAAAACUUCUCAUGCCAUAUCACAGGAGUGUAUGCUCCAAACUCUUAUAAAGAAAGGAGACUGGUGUGGGAAGAAUUAGGUUCUGUGAGGGGCUUAAUGGAAGGGCCAUGGGCUGUUUGUGGAGAUUAUAAUGUCACUAGGUUUAUCUCAGAGAAGAAAAACUGUACUCAAAGAACCAGGGGGAUGAAGGAAUUUUCUGAUUUCAUUGAAGACAUGAACCUAAUUGACCUACAGCUUGAGGAUGCUACUUAUACUCGGUUCAAAGGUGACAAUUUAGAGAUAGCUUCUAGAAUUGACAGGGUAUUAAUCUCAAAAGAGUUUGAUGAUAGUUUCAACAAUUUGAAACAGAUUCCUCUUCAAAGACUGGUUUCAGACCAUAUUCCUGUUGCUUUACAAGGUGGUUCAUGGAAUAGGAGUAAAAGUUAUUUUAAAUUUGAAAACUGGUGGCUAGGCUCCGAGGGUUUUGUGGAUAGAGUUAGGGGUUGGUGGAAUUCUUUCAACUUCACAGGCAAACCAGACUACAUACUUGCUUGUAAAUUAAAAGCUCUAAAGUCUAAUCUCAAGACUUGGAGCAGAAGUGAGGAUGGAAACUUGGGCUCUAAAAGAAGAAGUUUGCUAGGACAGAUGGCUGAAAUGGACGUAGUGCUGGAAGAAAGAGCCCUAACAGAAGAGGAAUCAAUCAAGAAGGCAACUUUGCUUAUGGAGUAUGAGGAGUUGGUCAAGAAUGAAGAAAUAUCUUGGAGACAGAAAUCAAGAUCACUCUGGUUAAAAGAAGGGGACAAGAACACUAAGUUCUUUCACAAAAUGGCAAAUGCUCACAGAAGAUAUAACAAUAUUGAUCAGCUUGUGAUUCAGGGAGAAACAAUUGUGGAGCCAGCUAGAAUUGAAGAAGAGAUAAUUGAUUACUAUCAAAAGCUGUAUUCUGAGACUACACAAUGGAGCGCCUGUAACUUCACAAAUUGCCUUACUAUAUCAGAGGAGGAAAAGGAGUCUUUACAAGGCAGUUUUGAAGAAAAUGAAGUAUUGAGAUGUCUAAAAUUGUGUGCAGUUGACAAAGCUCCAGGCCCUGAUGGAUUCACCAUGGGUUUCUUCAUCAAAUGUUGGGAAGUAGUGAAGCAUGACAUAAUGAACACUUUUCACAACUUUCAUGAGCAAGGAGUUUUUGAGGAAAGUUUUAAUGCAACUUUCAUUACUCUCAUUCCUAAGAAGAAAGGUGCUAAGGAACUAAGGGACUUCAGGCCUAUCAGUUUGAUAGGUAGUAUUUAUAAAAUCUUUUCCAAAGUGUUGACUGAAAGAAUGAAAGAGGUCAUUGCAAAACUAGUGGACUCCCAGCAGAUGGCCUUCAUUAAGGGCAGACAAAUUAUGGAUGCUGUGCUAAUAGCUAAUGAAGCAGUAGAUUCCAGGUUUAAGCAGAAGAAACCUGGAAUCCUUUGCAAGUUAGAUAUUGAAAAAGCAUAUGAUCAUGUAAACUGGAGGUACUUACUCCAGGUUUUGGAGAUGAUGGGUUUUGGACAGAAAUGGAUCCAAUGGAUCAAAUUCUGCAUAUCAACUACUAGUUUCUCAGUUCUGAUUAAUGGUUCCCCAGCAGUUUUUUUUAAAGCACAAAGAGGUCUCAGGCAAGGUGACCCCUUGUCACCUUUCCUAUUUUUGAUUGCAAUGGAAGGUCUAAACAAUAUGAUCAAGACAGCAAAGGUGAAUGGGUGGAUAAAUGGUUUUGAGGUGGCUAGAACUGGUAAUGAAAGUCUGGAGGUGACACAUCUCCAAUAUGCAGAUGACACAUUGAUCUUUUGUGAUGCUGAAGAGGAGCAACUAAGGUUUUUAAGGAUGAUACUAGUCCUAUUUGAAGGAAUCUCUGGGCUGCACAUUAAUUGGAGGAAGAGUUUUUUGUAUCCUAUCAAUGAAGUCCCAAACAUGAACUUGUUGGCUGCAAAUCUAGGUGGUGAAGUAGGUACUCUGCCAACUAUCUAUCUGGGAAUGCCUCUGGGAGCCAAAUCUAAUUCAACAGAGAUUUGGAACAAUGUGAUUGAAAAAUGUGAGAGGAAACUAGCCAGAUGGAAAAGCCAAUAUUUGUCCUUGGGGGGUAGAGUGACACUCAUCAACUCAGUCCUUGAUGCCCUACCAACAUAUAUGAUGUCCCUGUUUCCAAUUCCAACAGGGAUUAUCAAGAGGUUGGAUAGCAUCAGGAGGAAAUUCCUGUGGCAAGGAAAUAAAGAAAAAAAAGGAUUUCACUUGGUGAAGUGGAAAGUAGUGAUCACCGGCAAGAAGAGUGGGGGACUGGGAAUAAAAGAUAUGAAAAUGCAGAGCAAAGCACUCAGAAUGAAGUGGCUAUGGAAGUAUGCCAAUGAAAAUCAACUUUUAUGGAGGAAAGUUAUCAAUGCAAAAUAUGAAGAGGAAGAUAGCUGGAUGACAAAGGAGGUUACCACACCAUAUGGGGUUAGUCUGUGGAGAUCCAUAAGAGCCUUAUGGAAUGAAGUUAAGUGCAACUCCAAGAUUAAAGUAGUGAAUGGGGUCAAAACCAGAUUCUGGAAGGAUAAUUGGCUUGAGGCUGGUCAUCUGGAAACACUAUUUCCAGAUAUAUACAACAUUGUCUUAGAUCAUCAAAGGACUGUGGCUGAUUUGUGGACACCUCAAGGAUGGAAUUUCACUUUCAGAAGGCAAAUCAAUGAUUGGAAGAUACAAAGAGUGGCUGAUUUUCUUAACAUAUUGCAACAAUUUAAGGGACUUCAGCUAGGAGAGGAUGUUUUUUGGUGGUUGGGGAAUAAAAAAGGAGUGUUCAAAGUUAGUUCAGCCUACAGGAUGAUGAAUCAAUCAAUUCAACAGAUUACCAACUGGCCCUGGAAACACAUUUGGAGAUCCAAAAUCCCACAUAAAGUUAGCUGCUUUGUGUGGCUUUUAGCUAAAGAAGCAGUUCUUACACAGGAUAAUUUGAUGAAAAGGGGGAUAAUUUUAUGCUCUAGAUGUUUCCUAUGUGGAGAAACAGCAGAGACAGUUAACCAUCUGUUUCUACACUGUAAGUUUACACAACAGCUUUGGAGAAUAUUUUUAAAUCUCAAAGGUAUAGCCUGGACUAUGCCUAGCAAGGUUUCAGAGGCUCUAAAGAGUUGGGAAGAGGCAGGAUUGCAGGCAAAGAACAGAAAUAGAUGGAGAAUGGUCCCUGCCAGCAUAUGGUGGGUAAUAUGGAAGGAGAGAAACUCCAGAUGUUUUGAGAGUAUAGAGAAUGGAGUGCAGAAGGUCAAGUUGAAUUGUAUUUUAUUGCUUUAUUUUUGGUGUAAUCAGGCCUACUCAGAUGAUACUAUUUCCAUUAUUGAUGUAUUAGAUUCAAUAUAGGAUUAGAAUAGUAGAGUCUUGGAGUACUUUUGUAGAUAUGGUUUCAGUACAACCUAUGUACUGUUUUGUUCAUAUGGAAUACAAUCCAGUUACCAGUUUCAAAAAAAAAUAAUAAUUGAAAUUAGGGUCUGAUGUCACAUAGCUUUUCCCAAUGUACUUGGAGUUGCAGGGUGAUCCACCAACCAAAUUGAAGAUCUACGAGUCUAGUUUUCAACACAUUAAACUGUUCGUUGAUACGACGACGGAAUAAAGAGAUGUUCGCGUUUUCGCGAGACUGCGCAGGCAGCCCCGUUGGAACCCACUUGAGUCGGCCACCGACUUAGCUUCUUUUAAAAGACGUUUGGGGGCUUUGCUUUGGUCAUUUCUCGACCAAACUCAAUCCUAAUACUCUCCUAAGCUCUCUCAACAGUUCAUAAGAGUUUCAAGGCGAAAUACAAGGGUUUGCACCCAACUUGAACACCAAAAGUUGAUUCAAGAAGAGAAUAACACUCCUAUAGUGUUGUGGUGUGAUUGAGGGUUGUUGUGAGAUGCACCAGCUGGGAUUUCAAGUUGUAUCUACUGCCUAAGGUAGUAAAUCAUGUUAUUGGUUGUGCUUAAGGUUAAUCAUGUGUUGGUUGAAUUGUUUGAGUGAAAAUGUACAAGAUAGUUAUUGACAUGGCAUAAAGGAAUUGUUAUCUUUCUGUGGGCUGUGUUGAGGCUAUGUAUAUGGUUGUUGUGGCUGGAAUUUAUGAGAAAUAAUUUGAUUAUGUUAUGGCUGCUGUUGUUAAGCUUAUCUAUGUGUUAAUUAAGUUGAUUGAAGAAAACAUGGAAAACAAGAGAUUGACGAUAAAGGUUAAGGUGCUAGGCGUGUGGACUGUUUUUUUUUUUUUUUUUUGGGGGGGGGGGGGGGGGGGGUGGUGGAAGGGGGAAUAGGAGUUUUCUCAGCUUAAUGAGUCUGUAGAAUAGAAAUGAUCGCGGCAGUGACUGUUAUUUUACCUGUCCAUUUGAGAUUAUUUUGGAUAAGUUGAAUACUCAAUUCAGAUUUGUCAACUAAGAAGUGUGUACCAUGCAACACAAAGGAUUUGAGGCCUAUGACUGAAGAAGUUGCCAAUCAGUUGAUGCCACAGGUUUCGGGGUGGGAUCUGGUGAAUGAUGGUGGCACACUGAAGCUGCAUAGGUCCUGGAAAGUCA
Molecule: messenger RNA, 4939 nt
Organism: Lycium barbarum (goji berry)
Lineage: Eukaryota; Viridiplantae; Streptophyta; Magnoliopsida; Solanales; Solanaceae
Product: pterin-4-alpha-carbinolamine dehydratase 2, mitochondrial
Exons: 2
Coding region: 140-3769 (1209 amino acids)
Biological process (GO): tetrahydrobiopterin biosynthetic process
Cellular component (GO): mitochondrion
Molecular function (GO): 4-alpha-hydroxytetrahydrobiopterin dehydratase activity
Source: RefSeq, a predicted model, not a curated record